Rattus norvegicus (Norway rat) is the source of this 3656-nucleotide messenger RNA. Lineage: Eukaryota; Metazoa; Chordata; Mammalia; Rodentia; Muridae. The record is from RefSeq and is a predicted model, not a curated record.
UUCUCAGUUGGGAUUGGGUAGCAGCUGCGCGUGCUCUGGCUGUUGGCUUCUCCAGUAACAAUCGUCGAUCAAUCGAUCAUAUUGUUGAGGAUCAGGUCUAGGGUGGGACACUAAAGACAGAGUGAAUGGGCCUCUGGGGCCAACAGCCUCUGCCAUGUCCAGAGUGGCUGGCUUGUCUUCCAAGAAGAGUCGGUGGCUCUUGCAAUCCUUGCUCGACCAGCAGCGGCACUCCUUGGGCACUGGGUUUGAGAGUGCCAAUAUCCUCCUCUCGCCCAAGUACCACCUCAAAGACAAGGAUCUGAGAAAGAUCCAUAAGGCCGCGCGUGACGGAGAUGCAGCUAGAGUGCAGCAGCUCCUGCUCGGGAAACACUGCGUGAAUGACAAAGACAAGAAAAAAAGGACGGCCCUCCACAUCGCCUGUGCUUACGGCCACCCAAAGGUGGUGAUGGCCCUGGUAGAGGGGAAGUGUGAGGUCAAUGCCACAGACAGUGAGGAGUGCACAAGUCUAGUGAAGGCUGUGCAAUGUCAGGAAGAGGAAUGUGCUACCAUUCUGCUGGAGAACAAUGCCGACCCGAACAUCGUGGAUGCCCAGGGCAACAGCGCUCUCCACUAUGCUGUCUAUUAUAAGAAUACAUCCCUGGCUGCAAAACUGCUUGACCAUGAAGUGAACAUCGAAGCGACAAAUAAGGAUGGCUUCACACCAUUUUUACUGGCUGUCAGUGAAAACAAACUGAAGAUAGCAAAAUUCUUAUUAAUGAAGAAUGCUAGUAUACAUGCAGCUGAUAACCAGAAAAGAACAGCCCUCAUGCAUGCUGUAAGUCAUGACUCAACAAACCUAGUCAGAUUUGUUCUUGAGCAAGGUGUAGACCUCUUUGUGAAAGAUGCCUUUGGAUUGACUGCAAUCGAUUACGCUGCUGAUUUUAAAUAUAAUUCCAAUAUGGAAAUCCUUCUCGAAUAUAAAGCAAAGAGAUAUGAGGAGUCUGAAAGAGCCAACCUAGUGGAGAAAAGCUCUGAGGAGGAUUCUUCCAGAAGGAAGGACCAACAGAGUCAGGAACUAGAAAACAUGGAAAAGGAAGAACUGACAGAGCCAGGAAAUGGAACAGAAGAACAAGCAGAGCCAGAUGGAGGAGUGACGUCAGUGGAGGAACCAAGGAGACUGGAUGACAGAGGAGACGACCAGCCUCAGGAAGCUGUGACAGCACCAAGGACUAGAGAAAAAGAGCAAGAACUCCCCUUUACAGACAUGUGCACAGUAGUGACAGGAAAAGAGGAUGAGGACGAAUCAUCUUGGGAUUCUGAGAGUGUCUCUGAGAAUCUCCCACUUAUUCGCAUUGGUGUUGAUGGACUAUUACUAGUAAAUGGGCAGGCAGUAGAAAACCCAGAGAAAUAUCUUCACUGGCUGCAUAACAGAAAAGGGGAAGAAUCUGUCCCUAAUGAAACAAAAGGAGUCGGGGAUUUGCAGGCAUUCACACCAGCAGAACCAGGUUUAGAAUUGACUUCAGAGGAAAAGCACGAAGAGCUCUCCAGAAAUGAAGACUGCCAGCCUCAGGUUGAAGAAGAAAGGACGCAGGAAUGGAGUGGGUGGGGUGCACCGGAGGCCCUGUGUGCUGCAGCUCUUGACCACGGUGACAUCGGAUCACCUCUAACGAGGGAAAACGGACAUCCCAGAGCCCGGCAGUCUCCUAGUGUGGACAGCGAAGAACAGGAUGGUGGAUCUGGCUUGAAUAUAAAAGAAGAGAAGACAAGAGACCAUGAAGAAUGGUCUGGAGACUUUCUGAUGGACCGGACAUCUAAGGAGUCUGAGCCAGCGGCUGGUGAUCUCCUGCAAGUGAAGGAUUCUUGGAGUUUAAAUGACACGGAUCCGAAUAAAGGGAGUCCUGCAAAGAGAAAAUCAAAGGAAAAGCACAAGGUCAGAGGAGAAAUGAAUGCUAUGGAAGACGCUGAUGACUUCACUCCGCUCUCUGAGUCGUGCUCAGAUAACAAGGCAGAGCUGUGCUGUAACACACACCAAGCAGAAACAGAAACUGAGUCCUGUGAGCUACUUACAAGACAAACUGGGAACAUGGAAGGCGGUGUAGCAGGGGAGGUGCUGAAAACAGAGCCAGCGAGAUCAAGAGAGGCAUUGAAAGAAACAGAGGAGACGGGAGAAGGUGCAAGGGUGAAGAUGCAGUUACCAGGAAAAGAUGAGCUUUAUUCUGAGGACGCUGAGAGGCAGCAAUACGACAUGGCUCUGAGUGCCCUGCACCUGAAGACCAAACAGACUGUGAGGCAGUUGCAAGAGACACAGGAUCGACAAAGAGAAGUUGUUCGGAGUUCGCAGAGGAUGCAGGACCACUUGCAGAAGCUUCAGGCUGGAUGUUCUGAGGCAGAAGCUAUGGUACAAGAGCAAGGAAAGAAAACUGCAGAGCUUCAGAAGCUACACGCAGGCAUGACUAGAGUCAAAGAGGAACGGCAAAAGAAACUCCGCAUAAUCACACUAUCUCUGAAGGGUUCUCUGGAUCAAACAAAGAAUAAAAAUGAAGAAUUAGAAAGGGAGAUCACCGAAAUAAAAAAACACUUAGGAGUAAUGAGAAAGAAACUGAAUGACCAUGAAAAUGGAGAAUUUAGUUGCCAUGGAGAUUUAAAAACUAAAGAACUUAAGCUGAAUGUUUCAGUGGAUAUGUUUAAAAAUGAGAGGUUCAGUCCAUUAUCACCGUGGCGAGAAGCAUGGCAGCAUCUGGCAGACAUGUUGUUGGAGGAACCAAGAAUUCUACAUCAUGAUCCAAAGACAGCCAGGAGGAGACUCACACUGGCCAGAGCUUAAGCAUAUAUAUUACCUCAAAAUGCUGCUGCCAAAAUGACACACUUCCACCAACAAGGCCACACCUACUAAUAGUACCACUUCCAUCCAAACCACCACAGAACACAACUUUUUUUUUUUUUUUGCAUGUGGAUAUCCAGGCAUUCCACAUUGUUUCUUGUCAGAAAAACUAUUUUUUAUAUUUAUUUUGCCACAAGUUUUAUAAAUCAAUUCACUCUUCUUUUACAGAAAGACUAAAAGAUUACAGGAUAUUGCUGAGUUAAGCCAAUCUUGUUUAAGAACCGGUGGUCCUAUCAGUAGACUUUGCGAUGGGAGAUUCUUUCAAGGUCCUUGCUGAAAAUCUCCACUUCUGUAAUGCAGCCCUGGUGGUUUGAAUGAAAAUAGCCUCUAUAGACUCAUAGUCCCCGUCAAUGAAACAGUUUGCAAAGCAUUAGGUGGUGUGCCCUUGUUGGAGGUCAGACGUCACUUGAGGGUGGGCUUUGGGGUUUCAAAAGCCUACUCCAUUCUCUCGCUUGCGUUCUUGCGCUCUUGCGCUCGCUCUCUCUCUCUCUCUCUCUCUCUCUCUCUCUCUCUCUCCCUCUCUCUCUUGCUCGCUCUGGCUCUCGAUCUCUCUCAAUCCCAUAUAAGUUCUCAGCUACUGUUCCAGUCCCAUUCCUACCUGUUGCCAUACUCCCCCCACCGUAAUGAUCAUGGGCUCAUCCUCUGACACUAUAAGCAAACACCCAAAGAAAUGCUUUCCUUUUGUAAGUUGCUUUGGUCAUAGUGUCUCUUCACAGCAAUGAAAAAGCUACUAAGACAGCCAUUCAAACGAACAAGGGACAUCCCCAAUUCAGAAAAAUAUAUGCAACUUUCGACU